Molecule: messenger RNA, 588 nt
Organism: Parnassius mnemosyne (clouded apollo)
Lineage: Eukaryota; Metazoa; Arthropoda; Insecta; Lepidoptera; Papilionidae
Source: the annotation of a GenBank genome assembly
AUGAGUAAUUUCGACGAUAUUUUAUUUGAAUUGACACCACCGGAACUCAGUAUAAUUGCACAAAAUGCUUCGGAAAACAUUUUACCGGAAAAGUCAAAAAGUCGCUACAUAUCUACAUACGACGAAUUUAUUGCGUGGAGAGAAGAGAAAAAAGCAAAUAGUUUUUCUGAAAAUGUUAUGUUAGCAUACUUCUCCGAACUCUCAGCAAAAUUAAAACCUUCUACGUUAUGGUCGAGGUUUUCGAUUAUAAAAAGUAUGCUGAAAAUAAGGAACAACGUGGAUAUAAGUCAAUACCCAAAACUAAAUGCUUUCUUAAAACGACUAUCAGACGGUUUUACAACUAAAAAGUCGAAAAUAUUAACAUCGAAUGAAGUUGAAAGGUUUUUGAACGAAGCUCCCGAUGUUCGUUAUUUAACCACUAAGGUUGCGCUAAUUUUUGGCGUUGUUGGAGUUUGUCCCAGAGAGGAGUUAGCCAAUAUUACUUUAAAAGAUAUUGAAGCCCAUGGAAAAAUGCUACUAAUCAAGUUCCGAAUACAAAAAAUAAGUUACCGAGAAGCUUUGUUGUUGAAGGAGAUUUUCUUAGAAUAG